AUGGGCAAAGGUGGCAAGGGCAAAGGCAAGAAAGGCAAGGGGAAGCAGUCCUUUGAGCCCGAAGGCCCCCCCGACGAAAUCGAGGAGAUCGGGGAGGCCGUGCACCCGUGCGAAGACCAGCUGGUCUGCAAGUGUACAAAUGAGAGGGUCCCGCACUUCAAUGCGCGACUUUUCCUCGAGAACAAGGAGGAAAUUGGCAAGGUGGAUGAUGUUUUCGGACCCAUCAAUGCUUUUUACUUCUCCGUGAAGCUUGGGGAGGGCAUGCAGGCCGGCUCCUUCAAGACGGGCAAGAAGUUUUACAUUGACACAAUGAAGCUUCUGCCGCUCAGCCGCUUCCUGCCGCAACCCCCCGGGGGUGGCAAGGGUGGGAAGGGCAAGGGCGGAAAAGGCAAGAAAGGCGGCGGAAAAGGUAAAGGUGGUGGGAAAGGGAAAGGCAAAGUCAAGGGCAAGAGCAAGGACAAAGGCGGUGGGGGCAGAGGAGGUGGCGGUCGAGGACGUGGUGGAUGA
Molecule: messenger RNA, 507 nt
Organism: Symbiodinium sp. CCMP2456
Lineage: Eukaryota; Dinophyceae; Suessiales; Symbiodiniaceae
Source: the annotation of a GenBank genome assembly